AUGGCCCGUGUCGUUCGGGCCGCGACAUUGCCACUGGCCGGAUGCCGCUCCGCGUCCGGUUUCCGCGCUCCGCGGCGCCAUGUGCCCCGGCCGGCUGCGCCCCGCGCCCCGGCGCCUGCUGCUGUUGUGCGGCCGGCUGCGCCCUGCGACCCGGCGCCGGCUGCUGCCCUUCGGCCGUCUGCGACCGCCCGUUGGCUCCCUGACGCCCGCGUCAACCCGGCCUCCAGCCGCACCGGCUCCAGUACCCGGCCACCCCCGCGCUCGGAUGCGCCGGCUUCCCGUCGCCGCGACCCGGCACCCGGCCUCCCUCCGCCAGCGCUGGCCGCCCCGCUCACCAAUCGGUCGUCUUCGCGCCGGCUCCGGUCUCGUCCGCGCGCCUCCUCCGGCUACGCUCGCUGCGCUCCCGCCCGCCGGCCGGCUCCCCUGCUCGCGCGCGCCGGCCUCCAGUGGCUCCCGUGCGCCUGCGCCCGUGGCCGCCUGGCCUCCCCGCCCUCUCAGCCUCUCCAGCACCCGGCCUCCCGCGUGCCUCCCCCUCCGCCCCAGCCGGCGCCCCGCCCCGCGGCCGGCUGUGCCGCGCCGUCCCCACACCGUCCGGCUCCCCGCUCGCCCGCUGCUGGCUCCUGUUAUGGCCCCGACUGCCCACACGAGGACGGGCAGAGAAAUAGAGCAGAGCCGGGUAAGAGAAAAGUCAGAGGCCGACUGCCCGCUAGCCGGCUGGAGAAAGGUGAGGCCAGGUGCCCAGCCGACUGA
This is a messenger RNA of Aegilops tauschii subsp. strangulata, 750 nucleotides long. NCBI's taxonomy places the organism in Eukaryota, Viridiplantae, Streptophyta, Magnoliopsida, Poales, Poaceae. The record is from RefSeq and is a predicted model, not a curated record.